AUGAGUGGUAAGAAUGUAACUACAUCUGACAAACCCACUAAGCGUACUGUCUUAAGUUCUAUCAGCAGAAUGUUUGAUCCGUUGGGUUUCACUGGUCCUAUUGUUGUUUGUGCCAAGCUAAUACUGCAGCAGAUUUGGCGUUGCAACCUGGAGUGGGACACUCCACUACCUGCGGACCAGGUUAAAAGCUGAAGGAGCUAAGCAGCUCAUGGGCUCUCUGCCCAAGGACAGAGUAAAUCCUGCCAGGGUCUUUGAGAAGGUGGGCCUGGACUAUUGCGGCCCAUUUGAAGUGAAGCAAUCAACAGUAAGGCGAAGCAUAGUGUCUAAAGGCUAUGUUCUUGUGAUUGUUUGUUUCACAACAAAGGCUGUACACUUAGAAGUUGUGUCAGACAUGACCACUGAGGCCUUCCUCGCAGCCCUUAAACGCUUCAUAGCUCGCAGAGGCUUACCUUCAGAUAUCUAUUCAGAUAAUGCAAAAACAUUCAAAGGUGCUCAUAAUAAGCUUAAUGACCUAUAUAAACUUGCAAAUAGUAGUGAUUUUCAAAAUUCAGUAAGUAACUUCACUGCCAAUAAAGGCAUUCAAUUCCAUUUCAUACCUGACUACAGUCCCAACCAUGGUGGCUUGUGGGAAGCUGCGGUAAAGUCAGCAAAAUAUCAUAUGAAGCGUAUUGUUGGAUUAAAAACUUAUACUUACGAGCAGCUUUCCACCAUAUUUACAGAGAUUGAGGCCGUUCUCAAUUCUCGGCCCAUCACCCCCAUGUCUCAGGAUCCUUCAGAUUUUUCCUGCCUAACACCAGGCCAUUUUAUAAUAGGUUGUCCUCUUACAUCGUACCCAUGUCCAGAUCUCACUGAGAUCCCUAUUAACAGACUUAAGUUUUGGCGGUCCUGUGAGCAAGCUCGACAGCAUUUUUGGCGGGCCUGGUCGCAUGACUACUUGUCAAGUCUUCAUCAGAGGCACAAAUGGCAAUAUGAGGUAAAUAACAUUAAAGAAAACAUGGUAGUUAUGCUAAAACACCCAUCCACCCCGCCUCUUCAAUGGCCUCUUGGCAGGAUUUCUAAGGUUUAUAUUGGUGAUGACAACAAAGUACGUACAGUACAAAUUGUAACUGCUGAUCAUAAAUAUCACACUAGGGCUGUGUCAAAGAUUGUUAUUCUGCCUACAGAAAACUAACAUGAUGUACUUAAACUAGUACGCUAAUUAAUUUUAAGUUUAGUUUAAGUUUGCUCGUAGUACUUCAUUUAUGAUGUGUAGUUUCAAGCUUGCUUGACUACGAUGCCAAGAGUAUUAUGUACCUAUGUUAUUUAGUGGUUUCACUACCCACCUGGUGUUCAUACAUCUUCUCUUAACUUAUGUAAAGCAUAUAUACAAUGUGAAACAUAAGUGUUCAUACACCUAUUCUUUGCUUGUAUAAAGUUAGUUAUGUAUCCAUAUACAUGUCAAUAAUUAUUACCUAUCUCAAACUAGUACUAUAUGAUUAACUUUUCUGACAUUGUUGCUGUCACUUUACCUUUUAUAACUUACCUAUACCUAUUUUAGUAUUCAUAGGUCAAUUAGACAAUUAGUAACCUAUUUCAAGUUGGCACUAUCUCAUUUUACAUUAUAUAACUAGUGUUUAGGUUGUGAUACGAACUGAUAUAAAUUUUACUUGUAUAACUUUAAACUGUUAUUAAUUCAUAGUACAAAGUGAUAAUUUUGCAUUUUUACUAUUAUAAGGAUAGUUGUUUUCUAUUUUUAAGUUGGCAUAAAAUAUUAAGUUAGCCAUCUAUAGUGUAAAGGGUUCAUGCCCGCCCCAAUUGUGUUAGAUACACACAUAAUUUUACUGUGGCAACACACUUUCUCUUUGAUCUUCA
Messenger RNA from Pectinophora gossypiella (pink bollworm), 1851 nucleotides. RefSeq lists its product as uncharacterized. Gene Ontology annotation, molecular function: nucleic acid binding. The coding region runs from base 209 to 1171 and encodes 320 amino acids. NCBI's taxonomy places the organism in Eukaryota, Metazoa, Arthropoda, Insecta, Lepidoptera, Gelechiidae. Gene Ontology annotation, biological process: DNA integration. The transcript has 2 exons. The record is from RefSeq and is a predicted model, not a curated record.